AUGUGGCCAUUCUCUACUCCCUACCCUGAACGGACCGUCGAGGAGAUUGUCGAUCAUGUGUAUGAUUACAUCAUUGUCGGAGCUGGCACGGCUGGGUGUGCUCUUGCAUCUCGCCUUAGCGAAGGCGUGGAUGUAACAGUUCUAAUCAUUGAAAAAGGCCCAAUUCAAGAUACUUGGCAAACUCGGGUACCAUUGAUAUCGUGUGCAUUGACUUCGAUUCCCGGAAUGGUAUAUCAGGAUUCUAUGCCGAACAGGGGAUGCAAUAAUCGCAAAAUUCCAAUGUACCGCUCGGAGUCUCUUGGAGGAAACUCCAGAGCGAAUGGUAUGAUAUACACGAGAGGGUGGCCGGCAAUAUAUAAUCAAUGGGCACUACAGACAGGAUAUACGCACUGGAGUUGGGCUGCCGUAGAACCUUAUUUCCUCAAAAUUGAAAACAGACACAAUGAGAGCUCUUCGAAAAAUGAUAAAAAUGAUAUUUUGGGACCUGUUCAAACUUUGCAGUAUGGACCUCAAUUUCAGUUCUCCAACUUGGUGGAAAAAGCUGCUUCAGCACUCGGUUUUCCUAUAGAACAUCAUAUCAAUAGACCGGAGGCACUCCCAAUGGGGUUCUUCCAUUUCGAUUUAACGAUUGAUUCCCAAGGCUACAGGCAUUCGGCAUUUAAGUCCUACCUCCCCAAAGUGCUGGUAGCCGAGCGUCAGGAUCACCUCACUGUCUGUACUGGUGGUGUGGUCACAAGCAUCGACCUUAACGCAGAAAACGGCAUUGCUACAGGUGUCCGAGUGAAGGGAGUUAAAACUGGAAAGAUGGUACAAAUUCGAGCCCGACGUGAAGUUAUUCUGUGCUGCGGUACCGUAGGGUCUCCCAAACUCUUACAGCUUAGUGGCAUAGGACCGGCGACUUUAUUGGAAGCACACGGCAUCCCUUUACACUGCGAUUUGCCUGUAGGCAAGCACCUCAGUGACCACCAAGGUAUCCCAAUAUGUCUAGAACUACCCUUCGAUCAGACGUUCCAUAUCAUUCAGAAAAGCUAUCUGCAGGCUUUCUGGCAGCUUCUCCGCUUCCAAUACAAUGGGACUGGUCUGUUGAAGAAUGGCCCAACGCAAUCUUCCAUAUUUUUGAAUACCUCUCAUCUAGAUCCUCUGACUCACUUGCCGAGGAAAAACAUUGACUCUGACCCGACGAACCCAGGAAAUAUACCCGACGUUGAAGUGAUGAUAGUCCCUGCCAGUACGCUGAUAGACACCGAGGAGGUCAUAUCAUUAGCAUCAAUCUACACAUGCCUCCUACAGCCGCGGUCCGAAGGCUGCAUCGAAAUAUCAUCUAUGGACCCAGAAGCAAAUCCGACAAUACACCUGAACUUCCUUGACCAAGCUGAGGAUCUUCAGGUUGUGCGGAAUGCUCUGAGGUUCUCUUUGAAUCUAACAAGGUACCUAUCAAAAGAGUUAGGCUUUCCUCAACCAGCAAAGUUAUACCUUGCUCCUGGAACAGAACAAGAGCCUGUUAAAGCGGAUUUAACCGAUGAAGAAUUGGAUAAUUUUGCACGCAGGAAUAUCCAAUCAGUCCUACAUUUAGCAUGUUCUUGCCGCAUGGGAAGCAAUGGAAUUAAUUCAGUAGUGGAUGGGGAGUUGAGAGUUCAUGGAUUUUCCAACCUUCGGGUGGCCGAUGCAAGUGUGUUUCCUGUCAUCCCAGCUGCACAUACGAUGGCACCCGUGUAUAUGAUUGCCGAGCGUUGCGCAGAUUUCGUGAAAGAGGCUUGGAGAGAUAGGUAG
Messenger RNA from Daldinia childiae, 1770 nucleotides. Its product is annotated as Oxygen-dependent choline dehydrogenase. The coding region runs from base 1 to 1770 and encodes 589 amino acids. Gene Ontology annotation, molecular function: oxidoreductase activity, acting on CH-OH group of donors; flavin adenine dinucleotide binding. The record is from RefSeq and is a predicted model, not a curated record. The transcript has a single exon. NCBI's taxonomy places the organism in Eukaryota, Fungi, Ascomycota, Sordariomycetes, Xylariales, Hypoxylaceae.